UCCGAAGUUUCGCAGUCGGAGCUGGUGGCGCUGCGGGAACGGGCGGUUCGAAGAUGAUGUACGUUAUAAUUGCACUUGUCCUCCUGCUGGUUCUGCUAGGAUUGGUCUAUUUUAUUGGAUUUUCAGGAAAGUCUGCAGUGGAGCCGACCGGUGGGGAGGCUGAAGACAGCAGUGGCGGUGACUCCGGUAGGUACGUUGGCGGCGGUUCUGGCCCCUCCUCGCCUCCCACACGGCCUCCGACCACGAAAGCAGGGUCAACAGGACAAAAGAGAACGGACGGCAAGAAGGCGAAGCCCACUAAAGCAACAAGACAAAAGACAACGGUCGGCAAGAAGGCGAAGCCCACUAAAGCAACAACUCGAAAACCCACGCCAUCGACGACGAGCGGCCCGCCACCACCGCCACCAAUGCUGGUGUGUACGUUCGGCAAGAGAGGCGUGCUGGCAAGGCAGGUGCCGGAGGACGGUCUAUGCGACAGCGUGUUUUACAUGCACAUCUACUACGACAAAGUCAGAGACAAAAUAAAGCCUUUGUACGGCUGGACAGCGUAUAAAGUUUUGCGCAGCGUUGCGAAAACCUACAAGACCACGACGUUCGGGACCUCGAUGUUCACAGACCUCAUCGCCGAGGUUAUGAUUACCAUGGAGCCCAAACUCGAGAGGGCCGUGGCUAAACUCUUCGGUGAAGGCUUCAAAGACCUUGGCAUGCUAGACGUUGACAUCGGUAGGCGAGGGUAUGACGCCGUGAAGGCCAACGAACUGCAGUACUUUAAGGAGGUCGAAAAGCAGGUGAAAAACAGGCCUGGAGCCAAGGUCGCCCUCUCGCUUCGAGCGCGUGGGGCUGCUGUAAAAGUGCUUGAUGCCGCCCAACGGGCCACCAGAGAUUUCCCGUGCAUUGGGAUUGUGAUCAUACAGACGCACGCCAGCGUGGCAACCGCAACCACCGGCAUCUACCGAAUCGCACCGAACCCCGAUGAAUCUCGAUUCGACAAGGGCAACACUGCUAUCAUGCUGUGGACGCUAAGAGGCAGCCUCCUCAAAGCCGUGGCGAAAAAUAUAACUAAAGGCCGUCGCAAGCUGUUGUUGUCAAUGGCCAUGUAUGCGAACGUCUAUCGCGCCAAUAACGAAUCCAGCAUCCUCGACACGGGAAACAAUAAGCAAAGCCUCAUUAUGGACUAUCGAGCGGUGUGCUUUUGUCCGCCAUCUCACUGUGAGAACUAUGCGGAUCCCAUGGACAGUCCUGACAAUUUGGCGUACCGCAUAAACAAAUUCACCUUUGUAUACUUAGACGACACAAGACGAAUUGAAAAUAAGGCGAAAAAUCGAAUGGAAGCUCUGUCUCAGAAAGGCACCGGCAUCGCGGCAUACAACAUUGAAAUGGAUGACUUCGACGGUACUUGCGGGAAAGCAUUCGACCGACUGCGUGCCAUCAAGGCACAAGUCGCCAAGUAUGGAUGACCAGGACAUGUUCUCAAGUAGUGCCUACUUCCGACCACCACUUUGGACCUGUUUAGUGUGACCAAGUGCUUGGGCAGUAGGAGGGAGGCGUAGUGCCUUUGCAAGAAUGACUAAACCGAAGGGUGCGGGAGUACAUAAUUAAUAUGUUUUGGAUAUGUCAGUGAGGUCACUGUGUUUUGUUUGAUGCCUCAGGGGUAAUAAAGUGGGAAGAAAAAAAUG
Messenger RNA from Dermacentor albipictus, 1676 nucleotides. RefSeq lists its product as uncharacterized. NCBI's taxonomy places the organism in Eukaryota, Metazoa, Arthropoda, Arachnida, Ixodida, Ixodidae. The record is from RefSeq and is a predicted model, not a curated record.